Messenger RNA from Pochonia chlamydosporia 170, 1698 nucleotides. RefSeq lists its product as hypothetical. The transcript has 4 exons. The coding region runs from base 1 to 1698 and encodes 565 amino acids. NCBI's taxonomy places the organism in Eukaryota, Fungi, Ascomycota, Sordariomycetes, Hypocreales, Clavicipitaceae. The record is from RefSeq and is a predicted model, not a curated record.
AUGCCACGCAAUUCCGUAAAACCCGACCUCCGAACAGAAGUAUACAAACUCGCAAAACUGGGCAACGUCCAGGCUGGUAUUCCUCCAGCGUUCCGCGUCCUCCCUGUAAUGGCAAUUGCAGCAGGGGGGGCGGUAUCCAGGUUUACCGGGCAAGGGAACAAAGUAGAGGAGCUGCUCCUCGGACAUGACGAGUUAUUUCUUCUACAAAGUCCCAACACUACGAACAACUCAAUUUCUUCACUACAUCUCGCAGAGUCAAGUGUGACGAAACUCAGCCGGCAUGCAAUCGAUGUUAGUCUAUUCCCCAGUCCCUCACAUGUUCUGAGCGGCAGUCUCACUCCUUUUGGAUUUGAUGGGUUAGGUACCACCACCGGCCGCAUAUGCGACGGCUACGAUCCCGUCCGAGCCAACUCGGAGCCGAAGUUCAUCGCCGUGGUGCCGUCACCCGUGCGUCAAGAAGAAUCACGGUCGCUUCUGUAUUUUCAUGAAAAGACGCUCGCCCAAAUGAGCACUUUUUUCCCAGACGAAUUCUGGACUCGUCAACUGUUGCAGGUUGCUAGCUCGGACAGGUGUAUUCGGCACUCAAUUCUUGCCCUGUCCUCCUACCAUGAGCUGUUUUCAACACCACAACAGGUCAACGGCUGCCAAUUUGCGCUGCGGCAUUACAAUCUGUCAAUCAAAGGGAUACUUGGCUCCCCAAGAACGGCGGCAAAUGCUCACAUUUACCUGAUGUCGUGCAUCAUGUUCAUAUGCAUAGAGUCAUUACGAGGCCACAUACCUACCGUGGUACAAUUAGCAAAAGCAGGAUACAGAAUACUCCAGGAACAAACUCAACUUGUGACUGAUGCCAGCUCAAGUCCAAGUUCGACGGCAUCCUCUGAUACUACCACCUUCUUUGGCUUCGCCGACGGCUUCCUGCGUGUCAGAGACCUGGAUCCGGAAAUAUCGGCCAUUGUCACAGACAUGCUCCGGUCUUCCGAGCACCAGCGCCCACCAUACAACUUCGCCACAUUGGUCGACGCGCAACAGGAGCUCAGCAACAUCCGUCUUCAAUUCGAGAGAUGUGACAUGACGGGACUGAUGGACAAGAUCUCGGCGUGGUCCAUCGCAUUCGAAGAGUUCAAGUUGCUGCAUGCUGCCUCCCUCACGUCCCGCGCCGACAAACGAGCAAUAGCGCUGCUGGAAACACAAUCACGGUUUUGCGCCGUCGACAUUGCCAUCAACUGCGCCGGUGAUCAAGUGAACCACCUUUUGUGGGAUCGGUAUAUCAGUGCCUUUAGCGAGAUGCUGGACUAUGCUGAGACGGCUAUGGAUUUGCACGACCCAGAAACAAAGGGUGACCUGUCUCCUCAGUUCCACAUGCACUCUGGCAUCGUGCCGUUGCUGUACGGAAUAAUUACCAAGUGCCGAGACCCGGCGGUACGCAGAAGAGCCAUUACUCUCAUGUCGUCUCGUUCCUUGCAGGAGGGUGUUUGGAAUAACCAUUUAGUGCUGGGGGUGGCACGGAGAAUCAUGAGCGUAGAAGAGGACAGUGCAGGAUUAAUAGGCCCGACAUCAUGUAGGGACAUCCCUGCUGAGUCUAGAGUGAGGUCAAUUGCCGUAGUUGCGGGUGCGAGUGAUAACCAGUAUAUGGUCGGUUACCAAGGGAGUCGGGGAUGGUGGUGGGAACAAGCUGAUUACGUUCCCGAUGGUGUAUAG